This is a messenger RNA of Coregonus clupeaformis (lake whitefish), 1914 nucleotides long. RefSeq lists its product as uncharacterized. Lineage: Eukaryota; Metazoa; Chordata; Actinopteri; Salmoniformes; Salmonidae. The record is from RefSeq and is a predicted model, not a curated record. The coding region runs from base 1 to 1914 and encodes 637 amino acids. The transcript is spliced from 6 exons.
AUGAGCAUUCACAAAGCUUGGAAACUUAACAUUGAACUUGCGGUAAAUAAACUUAAAGAGCUUGAGGGUGAAGGCACGGCCAUAACAGAGGUAUCCUCAGUGUACAGCCUCUCAGAAAAUCAAGACUACAUCACAGCAAAUGAACUCACGGCCUUGUAUGACAAUGGCCUGUGCAUUGUGUUUGAGGUGAAAAAGAAGCCAGAGUUCAGCUUUGACGCUUUGAUCUGUUUCUUCAUCGGUAUGUGUCAGGUCACCCUUGGAGUUCUGGUUUGUGCCCUGUCGUUUGGCGCUGCAACCCAGAUUGGCUUCAGUCUCAUCUCUGAAGGAGUCUCCGACAUGAUUGAAGGGAUAACUGGCAUGAUAUCGGGCACGUUCGAUUGGGCGCAAUGGGCCAUCUCCAAAAGCAUCAGCAUUGGGAUGUCUCUGCUCUCCGCAGGGUUCAGCGCCAUUAAAAAAGUUGCCAUCACAGCAUAUAAAGUCCUCAAUGUCUCACUAUACAUUGGCUCUGCAGUACCUAAAGGAGCUUUGCAGAACCGCAGCAAUUAUAAAAUUGACUCAAAGCUUGAACAACAAAUGAAAGAUUUAGUUCAAGUUAUGACAAAAGAUCUUAUUCCUGGCCUCAUGACUGAUGCCACCACAUCCCAAGUCAGUGAUGUUAUCAGCAGACUCUCUGAGGUGUGCAAUAAUGCAACUGACCUUGUGGAAAAAAGUGGGACACAUUUGAUUGCAAAAGGAGUCAAAAUAAGUGUAGAAAUAGCUAAACACACCACAACCUUGGUCCAAAUGAUUCAAUCCAUUCCUACAGAACAUGUUAUCAAUGACAUAUUUGUCCUCGAAUUAAAAAAAGAAAUUGAAGAGCAGCAAAGAAAUCUGGAGCAGUAUGACCAAGAUGGCAGACAUGACUUACCAGAUGUGAUUCGACUGAAGGAUGAGUUCCUAAGCUCCAUUUCGGAAAGUGUCUCCCAAGCAUUCAUAGAUGCUUGUGCUGGUCAUAUGUCCGACUUUGUGACGCGACCAUUCAAGAAGAAGGUCAAUGCAGUCACUGGAAAAGUUGUUGACAAAGUAUUUGGCAGACACAAAACUGAGGUCUUUUUCCAGGACCGGCAGCAUAAACAUGAUAUGAAGUCAGCCAGUCAGAAGACUGGGAAAGCUCUGUCAGAGACUGAAACAAAAGAACUCCUGGACUAUGCAGAGAAGAUUGGUGAUGUUAAUAGACCAGCCUCGGCCCUGGACAUUUAUGUCCUCACAAACAGUGACCUGCUCCAUGGUAAAGGCAUCCAGUUCAAAGUGGUGGAUCAACAUGGGAAAACACUCUUAGAGGAGUCCUACCCGGGAACGAACAGCUCAGCCGGCCAAAUCACUCUACAGCUGACCAAAGAGCCUGAGGAAACACACAGUGAGAAAGGAAUCCUCUCUAAAGCAAAAGACAGAAUCCAAGGAGUGGAAAAUCCAUACAGUGGUCACUCGACAUCAUCCAAGAUGGCAAAAGUAAUCCCUGUGCGCUCAGAGAACCAGAACUGCCUGUACCAUGCCCUAGUACAGUCAAUAUCUAACGGGUCAGAGGAUGAGAUCAAGAGUCAAGCUGUGAAUCUACGAAACAAUGUUAAAGACCAGAUCAAAGGGAACCUUCAUGCUCAUAGUGAAAUGGUAAAAACACAGAAGGCCUAUGAUGCACUCAAGAAAAAUCAUGGAAAAUAUGCUAUAGUUGGAGGGGUAGGGCCGACAGCACAGACGAGUGAUGAUGAGGAAUAUGGUCACGAUAUCAGUCCCAUGAAGUAUAUUCCUUAUAGUUCCUCAGGGGUAAAUGAGGAGGACAUAGCCUAUGCGUACCAACUUGGAUCAGUUGGUCCUUACAAAAGAGUCAAAAACACCAGACUUAUCUCUGAAUACAUGGGGGAAAGAGGAGUUCCCUGA